AUGAAACGAAACCGAACAGAGGAACUCGCGAAACAAUGGUUAACAAAGGGCGGCGUUUACCGUGAGGAUUCAGACGACGAGCUUGGAUAUGAGGACCAUCCGUGGGAAUGGAUAUACGAAGCGGACCAAGCUUCUACUGGAGACACCCGAUUAAGCGAUUCUGAUGAUGAAACUAAUUGUAUGACGCCCACAAACCGCAAAGUCCCACAUCGUUCACGGAGGAAAGCCACAAAGAAAAUCAUAGGGGCAAGGAUGGGCUCGUUCGAGUGCAGGCUGGGGCAGGCGGUACUGCUAAAGUCCCCAGAGCCCGGAAAGGACUGGGCUGGUAUCAUUUGCGAGUUCCUAGAAGAGGAGGAGGAGGGGGAUGAUGAGGAUGAUGAAGACGAAGAUGGUACCGGAAGCCUGGUAAAAAGCGCCAAUAUCAUGUGGUUCGCAUCGCCGGAUGAAUUUCUGGGAACGAAAAACAAGAGAAGGGAAGAUGCUUUGCCUAAUGAACAAUACAUAACUAUGGAUUUUAAUGUCAACCCAUUGACGUCGAUAGAUGGAAAAGCGAUUGUUCUAUCAAGAGCUGCAUUCGAGGAGCGGUACCCGAACGGGAUACCCCCAAAAGGGAGAGCAGCAUUGGCGGAGUACCACAAAUGUAUCAUUUGCCGAAGAGGUGUCAAUCAACUUCAAGGGAAGUACACCGAAGAAUUUGUAUGGGAGGAUAUCUUCGACGGGACCGAAGAGGGCUUGUUUGCCCUUAUCGAUUUUAUGAAAGCUGGAUUGAAGCGGUCUCGAAAGCGAAAGGGAGCAGAUGAUGACUAUGCAGAUGUCAAAGAAAACGGAAGUGCGCCGACUACUCCACGAAAAAAACACAAAAGCUCAUCAGUAGCAGGGACACCGCAAUCCCGACAUCGUCGGAAGGUUCUAACUACUCCAACUCAUAAGAGGAUUGUGGUCAAGAAACCAGUAGAAUUUACUCCAUUAGGAACUCGAAUACUCUCUCCAUCUCAUUUUACGUCAUCUCCAUAUCGACAGGCCCGCAAUCUUCUACAUGUGUCAAGCGUCCCGGCUUCUCUUCCUUGUCGAGACAGCGAAUUUAACACUGUCUACGACUGUCUGCGUCUCGCCAUCACUGACGGCACUGGAACAUGUAUUUAUAUAUCUGGACCUCCCGGUACAGGGAAAACCGCAACUGUUAGAGAAGUGAUAGCGCAGCUUAAUGCGUCCGUGCUCGCAGAAGAAUUAGACGACUUCGUAUUUGUUGAGAUUAACGGCAUGAAAGUUACGGAUCCGCACCAGUCGUACUCAUUGCUUUGGGAGGCCUUGAAAGGCGAUCGCGUUUCACCAUCUCAUGCACUUGAUCUUCUGGAACGGGAGUUCUCUCACCCGUCCCCUCGUCGGGUACCUUGCGUUGUUUUGAUGGACGAGCUAGACCAGCUUGUUACUAAAAAUCAAUCGGUUAUGUAUAAUUUUUUCAAUUGGCCAGCAUUGCGAUACUCCCAUUUGAUUGUGCUAGCCGUGGCCAACACGAUGGACCUGCCCGAAAGAACCCUUAGCAACAAAAUAUCAAGUCGUCUAGGCUUGACCCGAAUUACAUUUUCCGGCUACAAAUACCAAGAGUUAAUGGAAAUUAUUGGCUCUCGCCUUAGCAACGUACCGGGAAACUUAGUCGACCCAGAUGCCAUUCAAUUCGCAAGCCGUAAAGUUGCCGCAGUUAGCGGAGAUGCACGACGCGCCCUUGACAUUUGCCGGAGAGCAGUGGAAAUAGCAGAACAAGCCAGUGAAAUUGCAGAAAAGGCCAAACUAAAAUCUGCCCUUUCGCUUUCCAACGGAGAUGGCAUACAUAUGGAUGACAUGGAGACAUCCUCGCUCCCUCCAACACCAAGCAAAAGCGCAUCGCGCCGAAACCGCGUGGCAGGACCCGCGCAUAACAAGCUUCCACCGAUCUCAGAAACGGAAUCAAACCCUCUCCCGUGUGUUACCAUCACAACCAUCAAACAAGCCAUCCAAGAAGCCACCUCCACACCUCUCCAACAGUCACUGCGCUGUCUGCCAUUAACAGGCAAGGUAUUCCUUGCAGGCCUACUGGCUCGCAUCCGUCGAACCGGCAUCACCGAAUCCACGUUCGGGGACAUCCUCGAUGAAGCAAAGCGAGUCGCCGACGCAGCAGUCGCAGUCGCUGGUGCGGCAAGCAGCAACUUGAAAGCGUACUUGUUGCAGAAGGGAAGCGAUACGCGCAUAUCACGGGUGUGCGCGAUGCGGUUCGCCGCUGUGGAGCUGAUGAAUUCUGGUAUUUUGGCUCUGGAAGGGGAGUUGAGCGCUAAGGGAAGCGGGUCUGGGAUGGGACAUGCGUUAGGGGGAUCGGAUAGAAGUGGGAAGGUGAGGUUGAGGAUUGCGAGUGAGGAUGUGAGAGCUGCAUUCCGGGAGGAUGAGGAGGCGAAGAUGUUAGGACUGGGUUUUGAGCAAUGA
This is a messenger RNA of Histoplasma mississippiense, 2454 nucleotides long. RefSeq lists its product as hypothetical. The transcript is spliced from 3 exons. Gene Ontology annotation, cellular component: nuclear origin of replication recognition complex. Gene Ontology annotation, biological process: DNA replication initiation; mitotic DNA replication checkpoint signaling. Lineage: Eukaryota; Fungi; Ascomycota; Eurotiomycetes; Onygenales; Ajellomycetaceae. The record is from RefSeq and is a predicted model, not a curated record. Gene Ontology annotation, molecular function: ATP hydrolysis activity; chromatin binding; DNA replication origin binding. The coding region runs from base 1 to 2454 and encodes 817 amino acids.